GAUUCAAAUAACUGUUCAGUAUUUCUUAUGCACAGUCUGACACGUUUUCACAGACGCAGAGUCGCUCGGAGCAGAGAUGAGUCUAACAGCAGUGGCCAGUGGAUUUGUUGUCUUUGUUCUCUCAGUGGUACAGGGUCAGAGGGACCGGGGAGUGUUUUACCCUCAUACUCACAUCUGUGCCUCUAAAGGAUCAACAGUGGAAAUACACUGCAGCUACAGAUCCCCAUCCACCAUAAAUGAUGCUGAUACUACAUUUGUGAAAACCUUCUGGUUCACUAGAUUCAGUGAUAAUGAACCUGUGGAUCUGAGAGCAGACUCAGAGUAUUCAGGUCGUGUUCAGUAUCACUGUGGUGAGAACGACUGCACUCUGAGAAUCACAGACCUGAGAGAGAGCGACUCAGCUGAUUACAAGUUCAGGUUCAUUACAAACCAACCAGGAGGGAAAUAUACAGGUGAACCUGGAGUCACUUUGUCAGUCACAGGUUUACAGGUGAAGAUGAGCGAAUCAGAAAGAUGCAAAACUUAUGCCUGUACAUGGUCACGUCUCACGUGUCACAGCAGUUGUCCUCUACCUGAUCAUCCGUCCUACAUCUGGUACGAGAGUGGAAAGAAUAUGGGGAAAGAUGCACGUUCUUUUAAAACCUACUUUUAUGGUGAAAACAGUUAUGCCUGUGCUGUAAAAGGACACGAGGAUUUCCCCUCUCCUUCAGUGUGUGUCCAUGGUUCUUCAUGCAACAGAGUGACUUACACUGACAGAAGCAUCUGUGCCUUUAAAGGCUCUUCAGUCGACAUUUCUUGCACUUACAACAAUUAUGAAUCUAUCAAAUCUAAAUUCUGGUUCAGUAAUGAUCAGCAGGGGUAUUACACACGACAUGUGGACCUUCGUAAAGACUCCCAGUACUCAGGUCGUGUUCAGGUCCUUGAAGCAGAGAGAGGACGCUCCACUCUGAGAAUCACUGACCUGACAGAGAGAGAUUCAGCUGAGUAUCGCUUCAAAUUCAAAACACAAAGGUUUGAAUGGGGGAGCAGCUUACGUGGUACAACUCUGACUGUCACAGAUCCAGAUGUGCAGGUGCAGGUGAUCUGGACUUCUACCGGUCCAACACUGAUUUGUUCCAGCAGCUGUCUUCUCUCUGCUCGUUCUUCCUUUGUCUGGUACAAGAGUGAAAAAGAAAUUCAGGGAGAGACAUCUCCAUCUUUUAGAGGACACGUAGAUCCUGAGGACAGUUAUUCCUGUGCUUAUGAGGGUUACCGCUCCCCUGCAGUGUAUGCUCCGAAGGUGUCAGUGUUGAUGAAUCCCUCUGGUGACGUAAUGAAGGACAGUUCAGUGAGUCUCACCUGUAGCAUCGAUGCUAACCCAGCAGCUAAAUACACCUGGUACAAAGAGAACCAGUUACUGCUCAGUGGAGAACCGCAGCUUGUUUUCACCUCCGUCCAGUCCUCCAACUCUGGAGAGUAUUACUGCACAGCUGAGAAUGAGCUGGGGAAGACGACAUCUGAACAUGUCUCACUUAAUGUGAAAUAUGGUCCUCAGACCUCCACUCUGUCAGUGAGUCCCUCUGGUGAGAUAGUGGAGGGCAGUUCAGUGACUCUGACCUGUAGCAGUGAUGCUAACCCAGCAGCUAAUUACACCUGGUACAAGGAGAAUGAAGACUCACCAAAAGCUUCAGGACAGAUCUUCACCAUCACUGACCUCAGACCUGAACACAGUGGGAAUUAUUACUGUGAAGCCCAGAACACAAGAGGACGUCGUAACUCCACCUUAAAUCUGACUGUUGUAGCAGGUGCAUGGAAAUCAGCAGCUGCUGGAUCAAUCACUGCUGUUCUCCUGGCUCUCAUCCUCCUCGCUGUCUUCCUGUGGAUCAGAAGAGAGAACUCCUUCACACAGCAGUGUAAGUGUGGAGAGAGACCUGACAACAGAGAACAGCUGAACGUGGGUCCAGUGUAUGACACCCCGUCAUCUGCAGCACAGAGACAAGCAGCAGGACAGCAGGAUGACCUUCACUACGCCAGCAUCUGCUUCUCACAGAACCAGGGAGAUGUUGUCUACUCCAAAGUCAGAGUUCAUCCCCAGAGAGAAACAGAGGAAGAGGAGGAGGAGGAUGGGGUUGAAUACUCUGCUGUCAGAUUUAACAAUGCCAGCAGUGCACCAGGAACAAGACGUCAAGAAGAUGGAAAUGAUUCAUGUGCACUGUACAGCACAGUCAACAAAAACAAAAACACACCAUGAAUCUGAGCUUUGUUAUUUAUACUUGGAUUUUACAGCAUCAAGAGAAUCAGAAAAAUACAAACAUAUAAACAACAGUGGUUUAUGUAGGGUUUGUAAAGACUUGUUUGUUUGCUCAUUGUUUUUUAAAAGUUUGUUUGAACCAAAUUACAAAGAAAUGUCAUAUUUUCUCACUGACUCCUGCUUUUAUCAAACCAUGUAUGUUUGCUGCAAAAAUAUGUCUGAAACUUUACUUCAGUUAAAGCUUAGGAAGAAAACUCUGCUUGUCAUAUUGUCACAUAAAUAUAACAGCGUGUUACACUGGAUAAUGUAUGAUUAUUGUAAGGAUAAAAUAUGAUUAAAGUACAGUCAACAUUUGUGUUGUGUA
Seriola aureovittata is the source of this 2594-nucleotide messenger RNA. RefSeq names its product sialoadhesin-like. The transcript has 11 exons. The coding region runs from base 77 to 2230 and encodes 717 amino acids. The record is from RefSeq and is a predicted model, not a curated record. NCBI's taxonomy places the organism in Eukaryota, Metazoa, Chordata, Actinopteri, Carangiformes, Carangidae.